AGCGCAGCAAUAACAGGGGCAAUUAGAGCCCCCACCUUAGCUCCUGCCAGCUGUGACUGACUGACUGACACGCUAAAAGCUCUGCAUAUGCUAACGCGUCAACGUUUUCGUUACCUACUUACCAAGCUUCCGUGAUUGUAUGGCGUCAGCCUAGCUUGCGCUCUUCCGCUCGGAGGGCCUCAGAACGUCUCGCGUCUCACAUUCGCGCCGCCCCAGCGUUGUGGUUCAUCUCUCCCCUCCAGUAAUCACUAAACAGCUAGCAGCUAGUUACCUGUCGUGUCAACUCGUAAGUCCACGCCACUCCGGCGUUGCGUCGUUUUAAGCGAAGCUUGUCUUAGCGAAACGAUAGCCCCGCCGGUGCGACCGGGUUACUCAGUGACCCUCUCAAUCGAUACCGCCUCAGUGACCCAGAUAUUGCCGCUGAGUCGGUCCAGUUCGGGCAUGCACCAGUGGAGCUCUUACGACCUCCCAGGGGUAUCGACUACAGCAGCAGCGCCAGUCAUGGCGGGUUCGGCGCGGCGCGUUCUGGAUUCCCCCGACUGCGACUUCGAGAAACAAACCUCCGCCCCCGCCGCCGCGGCAUCCGCAGCCGCAGCGGCUUCGUGCUUCGGUAUCGCCGCCCCGCUGCACGCGUUCCGCACGCGACCGGGACGGUUCGCGGGGGGGACGCUGGCGGAUGAAGCGGCGGACGAAGCGGCAGAUGAAGUGGCGGAAGCAGUGGCGCCGGUUGUGGCCGAUAUAGCGGACUCUAGCGCAAUAGUAGGCGGCGAACCGGUAAUUCCUGGAGCAACCGAUGCCGGGGCGGAACUACUAGUAGUAGCAGCGGCGCAGGACGUACAACCGCGAGAGCCUUUGCCGCGAGAGGCGGAAUUAGUGACAUCUCCGCUCCCCGCCACAGCUCCCCCUUCCGCCGCAUCCCUCCCCGCAUGCCAGCCAGAGGGACACGAUGUGAUGCCUUUUACCUUACCCGCGCCUUCCGCGCCUUCCGCGUUUUCCGCGCCUCCCGCCGCGCUCCCCUCCCCGCCGUCGGUUGCGCCAUUCAUGCCGUGGCUGCUGCGCGUGGACUCCGCGUCGCUCGAGACCUAUCACAUGCUGACACGUCAGCCGUCGCUGUACUCGUUCUCCCUCGCGGACAUGCCGGCGCAUCAUACGUCUUUAAUCUCCCCUUCAGGCGCGGUGCUGCCUUCUCCUGGCACCUCCUUCGGACCCGAGGGUGCGCUCUCUAGGCUCAACAGUUUCAGCAACGGCAAUGGUAAUGGCAAUGCUGCUGCAGCUGCAGCUGCUGUGAACCCUGCCGCUGCUGAUGCCCCUGCUGCCGCCGCUUCUCCUGCUGUCGCCUCGCCUACCGCUUCUGCUGGUGACGCUGCUGCUCCUGGCACGUCUCCUGGCGCUGCUGCUGGCGCUGCUGCUGCUGCUGCCCCUGCUGCUGCUGCUGCUGCCUCGCCUCCUGCGGCUAUAGCACACGGCGCUGGGCCGAUGAUGGUGCAUGGAGACAUAGACAGAAUGGUACUACUAGUAGACAGUACAGCAGGUGGCGCAAUGGGCAGUCCGGCAAUUCCUGCACUGAUGGCCGCGGUUAAAGGGGAUCCAGGUCAAUUAGAAAGCAGGAGGGAGGAGGCGGUAGGAGGUAGGGAGGAGGGAGGAAGGAGGGAGGGGGAAUUGGACUUGGAUGCUAUCACCGCUGGAUCUGCUGCUGGCAACGAUGCGGAGGGUGCUGAUGCUGCUGCUGCUGCUGCUGCUGCCGGCGCUGACUGUGCUGCGAGUGGCACACCACCGUCCACCAUCGGUCUCAGGGGGGUGUCGCUCGUCCGCCCUUGCUGUGCCCCUGCAAGCGCAGGUGCGGCGAGAGACGGCGCAACGCCUGCCCUGACCACUGAUCUUUUGCUGCUUGCGCCUCUGGGAUUGCCUCCGGUGCAGGCUGCUCACGGGCAUUCUGGUGCUGGUGCUCCUGCUGCUGCUGUCGAUGGUGCUGCUGCUGCUGCUGCUGCUGCUGCUGCUGCUGCUGUGAGCACCAGGGAGCCACCUGCGCCAGGGACACUGAAGCGCGCAGUUGAUGGUGAGAGGCUUCGUGAGGCGCCUCAGAGCAAAAGCCUGGCAGGUGCUUGCGGUGGGGGCGGUGGGGGCAGCGGGGGUAGCGGGGGCAGCGGGGGGAGCCAGGGAAGUGGCGGGGGCGGCGGGGGCAGGGGAGGGAUCUGGGGAAGCGGCGGGGGCAGCGGGGGCAGCGGGGGAGGUGAGGGCGUUGAUUUAGAGCAAGUGCUUCAGCAGCUCACUGCUGGUGACGGCAGUGGGGGUGGGGGUGGGGGUGGGGGUGGGGACGGACUCCAUGCAGGGGAGGAUAGAGAGGAGGACGGAGGUGCGGUAAAGAGAGCGAGGAAGGAGCUUGAUCCCUUUCCUGCUCCUCCUGCUGCUGCUGCAGCGGCUGCUGCUGACGUCGCUACUGAGGUGUCCCUGGACUUGUCUCUCUUCCCGGUUCUGCCUCCUCUUCUUGUCCCCGCCCCUGCCGCCAUCCCUGGUGCAAGUUCUGACUCGACUCAAAAGCCUCCUCUUCCUGUCCCUACUCUGGCGGCCCUCCCCGGUGUGAGUCUAGGCGGAGACUGCUGCGGAGGAGAGGGCGGACAUGGCAUGAGCUUCUCAGCCUCACCUGAUAGUGCUGGUGCUGCGGCCAGUGUUGCUGGUGCUGCGGCUGGUGUUGCUGGUGCUGCGGCUGGCGCUGCUGGUGCUGCGGCUGGUGCUGCUGGUGGUCCUGCUUGUGGUGCUGCUCCUGCCACCGGCUAUGACCCUUUUGCAGCGGCUGCUUCUGCUGCUGCUGGUGCUGGCGGUGGCUGUGCUGCUGCUGCUACAACAGCAGAACCAGCAGCAGCAGCAGCAGCAGCAGCAGCAGCAGUAGCAGCAGCAGCAGCGCAAGCGCUUUCACCAGCUGUGCAUGUAUCUGAAUUUCCAGUGCGAGCAGCUGACGGGGCUGGAGGAGAGGCACCAGCGGCACCAGCAGCAACACCAGUGGCAGCAGGUGCAGCAACAGCGGGAGCUGUAGCUGCUACUGCUCCACGCGGUACCGAGUCCAAGACACUGGCAGCAGCAGCAGCAGCACCGAUGGCAGUGGCGACAGACGCAGAGGCGGCAGCGGUAGCAGAAGCAGCAGCAGCAAUAGCAGCAGCAACAGCAACAGCGACGACAACCCUUGUAAGAGCACCUGACGCAGAGGCAGCAGCAGAAGCAGCCGCGGCAGCGACAGCAGCCCUGGUGAACGAGUUAGCAGCAUCCGUACCAGCAGCGUCACUGCAGGCUGCUAUUGAUGUGCUCAUACAACAGCAACCGCAAGCGCAGCAGCAGCAAUAUCAGCAGCAGCAGCAGCAGCAGCAGCAGCAGCAAGGGUUACAACUCGGCCUCCAUUUCCAAGAUUCCCACCACUCCAUGCCGUCUCAUCCUGCUUCCCUCCAAUCUCUCUUCCCACCCGCCUCCCCAUCCUCCUCCUCCCCACCCUCCUACCUCCCCUCUCACACCCGCCAGCUGAUCAUGUCUGCUCUUCUUGGUCCAUCACCUUUCUCUCACACAUACCCGAACCCAAACCAAGACCCAAGCUCAAGCCCAAUCAAUGCGGCUCUGCAGUACGUUCAGAACCACGUGCAAACCACCGCUCAGCACCGCAUGCAGCCGUCCCCAACCGCUCCCCACCCUGGAAGCGCCGCAGAAGUGCCAUUCUUCCCCCUGUCUUCCCCCCAGGCCCCUAUUACUGCUACCAACGCCAGCAAAUUGUCGCGCUACCAGCCCCCUCCCUCCUUGCCUCUCUCGGAUUAUCUUCCAAAUUUUCCGUCUCUGGGGCCCGAGUCUCAGCCCUCCAGCAGCAGGAUCUUAAAGUACUACUACUUGCACCAGCAGCAACAGUUGGGGCAGAAGAGAGCGCCGCAUGUGUUGAAACGAGUGGUGAGGGCAUGUGGCAUGCCUCCUCUGCUGGAUUCAGCACCUACAAUCGCCACCACCAGCACCACUGGUGGCGUAGUUACCAUCAGUGUUCCAACCACGGUUGCCACCAAUCCCAUCACUACCACCAUUUCACCUCUCUCUCCCGCCCCUCCUGUCCCUCCUGUCCCUCCCGCCCCUCCCACCCCUCCCGCUGCUCCUCCUGCUCCUCCUAUUCUACAGGCGCCGCUACACUCCCACCUACCACCUUUGAAUCACCUCGACGCCGCUCUUCCGACCGUAAGACCCCCCUCCUCACCAACCGUCCCUCCAUCAACCCUCGCAGCAUUAAUCCCAGCAGCGCUAAACCCAGCAUUGAACCCACCUGCGAAGCCAGAGGCAGUGAGCCCAGAAUUGUUGGCAGCAGCAGCAGCAGAGCCGCGCUGGUUGGCAGGCGUGGAGCCACGGCAACAGCCCACAGCCACCCAUACUCCGAGCCAUACAACACCAGCAGGUUCGGCCGGACUGGCAAGUUCGGCAGGUCUGACAGGCCCGGCAGGGACUGACUCCCUCUUGCCUGAUUUCCUUACGGGUGUGCUACCUCUACCCCACCACCAUCAGCACUCCUACCAGCAGCAGCAGCAGCAGCAGCAGCAGCAGCAGCAGCAGCAGCAGCAGCAGCAGCAGCAGCAGCAGCCGCAUGCACAUCAGCACUUGGAGUAUCCUGUGUCCCCGCUCUCGCCUUCCGAGCCAGGACACAUGGGGCUCUUCUCACCUUCUGCUGCUGCCGCUGCUGCUGCUGCUGCUGCUGGUGCGGGUGCUGGUGCAGGGAACGAGGUGGAGGGGUGGGAGGUGGUGGAGAGGCGGCAGCAGAGGAUGAUCAAGAACCGGGAGUCAGCUGCGAGGUCACGGGCAAGGAAGCAGGCGUACACAGUGGAGUUGGAAGCCGAGAUCUCGAGGCUCAAAAAGGACAACAGCCGCCUCAAGGAGGCCAUAAAGGGCGAGAAUCUAAGACUAGAGGCCAUCUGCAACUUGAACAGUUCCGCAUCCAAGACUUCCUCAACAGUUCAUUACGAUACCUUAGGUGACAAUAGAGGGGCACACACUCAACCAAAGGAGGAGGUUGUUGGAUUCAAGGAGGUUUGCCACGGAUCAACGAAACUUUUCCAAAACUUGACUCGUGGAGCAAAGCUUCCUCGCGCAGUUUCAUGGUCCUAGAAAUUCACUAUCAAAUAGAGGCAGGCGCCAUUCUGUACAUGCCAAUGCUGACCUGUACAUACGUACAUACCCUUAUCUGUUACCCGAAUUGUGUAAUUAUUU
Closterium sp. NIES-67 is the source of this 5217-nucleotide messenger RNA. NCBI's taxonomy places the organism in Eukaryota, Viridiplantae, Streptophyta, Zygnematophyceae, Desmidiales, Closteriaceae. The record is from the annotation of a GenBank genome assembly.